GUGGUGGAACGACACCUCGCAUCACACCCUACGUGCCAUUGGCUUCUACUGAGUGUCGUCAAAGAGCUUGACCAGUCAGGCAUGACAGAGUAUACGCUCGAUCGAGAGGCAUACGCAGAGCUAUAUGGUCCUACGACCGGCGACCUCAUUCGACUGGCCGACACUGACCUAUGGGCGCGCAUUGAAAAGGAUCUCACGACGUACGGCGAUGAAUUGACAUUUGGAGGUGGCAAGGUCAUUCGAGAUGGCAUGGGUCAAGCUAGUGGGCGACUAGAUAGUGAGUGUCUUGAUCUCGUGCUCACAAAUGCUGUAAUUAUCGACUAUAGCGGUAUCUACAAGGCUGAUAUCGGCGUUAAGGACGGAUACAUUGUGGGCAUUGGCAAGGCAGGCAAUCCAGACAUCAUGGAUAACGUUUCUCCCAACAUGGUGUGCGGUUCCAACACAGAUGUCAUCUCAGCGGAGCAUGACAUCGUCACUGCAGGCGGCAUCGAUUCACACAUUCACUUCAUCUGCCCUCAGCAAGCCGAAGAGUCUCUUGCCUCUGGCAUCACCACCUUGAUUGGCGGUGGCACAGGUCCGAGUACUGGCACGAAUGCAACGACUUGUACGCCUUCUGCAACAUACAUCCGAGCGAUGAUGCAAGCGGUUGACAGCAUACCGCUCAACUAUGGCAUUACAGGCAAAGGUAAUGAUUCGUCCCCAGAACCUUUGCGUGAACAAGUCAGAGCUGGUGUUAUGGGUCUCAAGCUCCACGAGGAUUGGGGAACAACGCCUGCUUGUAUUGACAACUGCCUCAAUGUUUGCGACGAAAUGGACAUUCAGGCUUUGAUUCACACAGACACGCUGAAUGAGUCAGGUUACGUUGAGCAGACAAUCGCUGCCUUCAAAGGUAGGACCAUUCACACGUACCAUACAGAAGGUGCAGGAGGUGGGCACGCUCCAGAUAUUCUGAGUGUCUGCGGAAGGGCCAAAGAUGAGCAUCUUGCACCUUACACAACGGAGAAUGUCCUUCCUUCAUCCACCAACCCGACCCGUCCCUUUACACGCAAUACCUUGGAUGAACAUCUCGAUAUGCUCAUGGUCUGCCAUCAUCUCUCGAAAAACAUUCCAGAGGAUGUGGCUUUCGCAGAGUCUCGUAUUCGAGCCGAGACCAUCGCUGCCGAAGACAUCUUGCACGACACUGGCGCCAUCAGCAUGAUGUCUUCUGACGCUCAAGCUAUGGGUAGGUGUGGCGAAGUCAUUUUACGUACUUGGAAAACAGCGCACAAGAAUAAGACUCAGCGAGGCAUGUUGCCGGAAGAUGAGAAGCAGCAAGCACUUUGGAAUGAUGAAGACGAGGACCCGGAAGCACCCAAGGCAGACAAUCAUCGCAUCAAGCGCUAUAUUGCCAAGUACACAAUCAACCCAGCGGUUGCACAUGGUAUGUCACAUGUACUCGGUGCUGUGGAAGUGGGCAAGCUUGCUGAUCUUUGCCUUUGGUCAUUUGACAGAUUUGGAUCCAAGCCAUCGAUCGUCAUCAAGUCUGGUAUGAUUGUGUACAGCGACAUGGGCGACGCAAAUGCAUCCAUUCCAACGGUUCAACCAGUCUUUGGUCGCUUCUCAUUCGGUGCCAAUGUCGCAGAUCGAAGCAUUCUAUUCACAUCAGCCGCUGCCAUGUCAAAUGGUCGCAAUAUCAAGGAGGAGUACGGACUCAAGAAGAAAGUCAUGCCAGUCGUCAACACACGCGGCAUUGGGAAGAAGGACAUGAAAUUGAACGAUUCGCGACCACUAUUGGAGAUUGAUCCAGAGUCCUACACAGUCAAAGCAGAUGGCGUCGUAGUCGCUUGCGAGCCCGCCACCACGCUUCCCUUGACGAACUUACACUUCAUUUAUUGAUCAACCUUGCGACGCAGACGGCUCUCCGUUCUUACCAAAGACACGUCCCACAAAACUUGUGAAUUGCUUGCCGGAGCCCACGAGCUUGCGUCGGCUAACAUCGCCACUGCCGCUACCGUUCGACUUGCGACUACUGGCAUUGGACAGCUCUCGCUGUAAAUUGCCACCCGAAAGCAUGCUUGCGUCAAUAGUCGUAUGGUAAAAUGGUUCUGGUUGACCCACAGGAGCAGUGACUGGCGCAGUAAAGAAAGGCGUGUCUGUGUCUGACUCUGGGUCUGGUGACAAUAGCAAACGACCCUCAGCAAGACCAGCAGUGUGGUACGAAGGCGUUGGUGCAGGCAUA
Messenger RNA from Protomyces lactucae-debilis, 2218 nucleotides. RefSeq names its product urease. Gene Ontology annotation, molecular function: nickel cation binding; urease activity. The coding region runs from base 82 to 1875 and encodes 597 amino acids. The record is from RefSeq and is a predicted model, not a curated record. NCBI's taxonomy places the organism in Eukaryota, Fungi, Ascomycota, Taphrinomycetes, Taphrinales, Protomycetaceae. The transcript has a single exon.